Bradysia coprophila is the source of this 2669-nucleotide messenger RNA. RefSeq names its product monolysocardiolipin acyltransferase Mtpalpha (gene Mtpalpha). Gene Ontology annotation, cellular component: mitochondrion; mitochondrial fatty acid beta-oxidation multienzyme complex. Gene Ontology annotation, molecular function: long-chain (3S)-3-hydroxyacyl-CoA dehydrogenase (NAD+) activity; enoyl-CoA hydratase activity; NAD+ binding. NCBI's taxonomy places the organism in Eukaryota, Metazoa, Arthropoda, Insecta, Diptera, Sciaridae. Gene Ontology annotation, biological process: fatty acid beta-oxidation. The record is from RefSeq and is a predicted model, not a curated record.
ACAUUGCAUUACGGGUUGUCAAAAUCUAUUUCAGAUGGUAGAGAACCGUAACAUCUUCUCGAUUUAAUUCAGUUUGUGGUACUUUUCGCUUUUAGUUUAUUUGUUUCAUUACUCUCGUUAACAUUGGUAAAUACACCACAAUCUAAAAUUUCACAGGUUCAUCCAGCAACAUGGCAAGUUUACGUCUUUUCGGUGCAAUAAAUCGCCUCAGUAAAACAAAUUUACGGAUGGUAAAUGCUACAGCCUUGCUCAAUAAUCGGCAUUUUGCAAGUGAACCACCCGCUGGAAAUCACAUUCGAACGAGACUUGUUGAUGGCGUGUACGUGAUCACACUCGAUUCACCGAAUGCCAAGGUCAAUUCGCUCGGACCAGAAGUGAGUGCCGAGUUUCAAAAGAUUAUCAAUGAAAUCGAGACAAAUCCAUCGAUCAAUUCGGCUGUGCUUAUUUCGGCUAAACCGGGAGUUUUCAUAGCCGGGGCCGACAUUGGUAUGCUAGAGAAAUGUAAAACAGCAGAGGAAGCUGAGGGCAUUUCUCAUGGGGCCCAAAUCAUGUUCGAUCGCAUGGAAAAAAGUCGUAAGCCGAUUGUGGCUGCCAUUAAUGGCGUUUGUCUCGGUGGUGGACUUGAGUUGGCAAUGGCUUGCCAUUACCGUAUCGCCACGAAGGAUAAGAAAACUUCGCUCGGUUUACCCGAAGUCAUGUUAGGAUUAUUACCUGGUGGAGGUGGAACGCAAAGACUGCCCAAAUUGACGUCACUAUUGACGGCACUAGACUUAGAAUUGACUGGCAAAAAUGUAAAGGCUGACAAGGCGAAAAAACUCGGUUUGGUUGAUUUGUUGGUGGCACCAUUGGGUCCUGGUUUAAAAUCGGCCGAUGAGAAUACCAUUGAGUAUUUGGAGAAAGUGGCCAUACAAACAGCCAAGGAUAUAUCGACCGGUAAAAUUGUGAUCAACCGCACCAAAACGGGAUUGGUCAAUAAAAUCACUGAAUUUGCUCUCGGUUUCGAUUUUGUGAAAGACAAAGUUUUCGGCAAAGCAAAGCAGCAAGUAAUGAAAUUGUCAGGUGGCCUUUACCCAGCUCCAUUGAAGAUUCUGGAUGUACUCCGUAUUGGUGUUGAUAAGGGACCAGCGGCUGGAUAUGUAGCCGAGCGCAAAGGAUUCGGAGAAUUGGCAAUGACACCACAGUCGAAGGGUCUGAUCGGUUUAUUCCGCGGUCAAACGGAAUGCAAAAAGAACCGUUUCGGUUCAUCCAAAACUCCGAUCAAAACUAUCGGUGUGUUGGGUGCUGGCCUAAUGGGAGCCGGUAUUGUGCAAGUGAGCAUCGAUAAAGGAUACAAUGUUGUGAUGAAGGACACAAAUACAGCUGGCCUGAAUCGAGGCGUCGGACAAAUUCAGAACGGUCUGCAAAACGCAAUCAAACGUCGCCGUAUUACCGCAUUGGAUCGCGAUAAGCAUUUGUCCAAUUUGACAUCGACACUGGACUACGAACAAUUCCGGAAGGCCGAUAUCGUUAUCGAGGCGGUGUUCGAAAAUUUGGGCGUGAAGCACAAGGUGAUCAAAGAGAUCGAAGCCGUCACAAAUCCAAAUUGUAUUAUCGCAACGAAUACGAGCGCUAUUCCAAUCACACAAAUAGCUGCUGGUUCCAGUCGACCCGAUAAGGUUAUCGGUAUGCAUUACUUCUCUCCGGUCGAUAAAAUGCAGUUGCUCGAAAUAAUCACACAUCCGACCACAUCGAAAGAAACAACCCAAGCAGCUGUUGCUGUUGGUCUUAAGCAGGGCAAAGUGGUUAUCACAGUCGGAGACGGUCCUGGAUUUUAUACGACACGAAUUUUGUCAACAAUGUUGUCCGAGGCCAUUCGACUGUUGCAAGAGGGUGUCGAUCCCAAAGAUUUGGACAAAAUGACCAAAUCGUUUGGAUUUCCCGUCGGAGCGGCCACCCUUGCCGAUGAAGUAGGUAUCGACGUUGGAGCUCACAUCGCUGUGGAUUUGGCGAAAGCGUUCGGUGAUCGAUUCAGUGGCGGCGAUCUUCACAUAAUGCAGGAUAUGGUUCGGGCAGGUUUUAUGGGACGCAAAUCGGGCAAAGGAAUCUACAUCUACGACAAAACUAACUCGAAGUCGAGGGAACUGAAUGAGGGAGCGUCGGAGAUUCUCAAAACGAAAUAUGCCUUGGUGUCGAAGGGAGCGAACUCUGUCGAAGAUAUGCAAUUGCGAAUGGUGUCCAGAUUCGUGAAUGAGGCUGUACUGUGUUUGGAAGAGAAAAUUCUGGAUAAUCCUCUUGAAGGUGAUGUUGGAGCGGUUUUCGGCCUUGGUUUUCCACCAUUUACUGGCGGUCCAUUCCGAUGGGUUGAUCAAUACUCGGCAGCAAAAUUAGUGGACAAAAUGAAAUCGUACGCUGAUCUAUAUGGAGCUCCGUUCCAGCCGGCACAGACGCUACUCGAUAUGGCUAAAGACUCGUCCAAGAAAUUCCACAAGCAAGUGUAAGAGGCUCGGUGAGCUGUUCGUCUAUGUUCCCAAUUCGAUUGUACGAGAGUUAAAGUUUUCCCUUUUUUUGGUGGUCGUCGAAUGCAUUUCAUUAAGUUGGAAAAAGUAUUUUUUGUCGCAUUUUCUAACAUUAAUUUCGGUCGCAACGACUUCUUAUUGUUCAAUAAACGGAUUCAGUUUUUUUGUAAGUUU